AUUGAGAGGGCAGUGUGGCUUCGUAGUUCGUACCUCCAACGUUCUCAAACGGCCAUGGCACCACCUCAACUCUCUGCCUCAGCCUCAGCCUCCGCCUCCACCUCCUUCUACGCCUGCAUCCCCACCUAUGUAUGUGCUCCAAGCUCCGCAAGAGCCUUUUCCACUCCACGCCUACCCAUGUCGAGUUUGGCUCGAAUUCGAACUCCGUUUGCCUCCGGCUCUCCACUCUUGAUAUGCAGAUCUUCUCGUCUACAGAAACCUGCAUGCAGAGCAACAUCAGUUUCAAUAAGAUGUGAGCAAAGUGCCAAUGAGGGCAACAGUUUGGAUGUAUGGCUAGGACGGCUUGCAAUGGUUGGUUUUGCAGUGGCUAUCAGCGUCGAGAUAGCAACAGGCAAGGGACUUCUGGAGAAUUUUGGGCUGACAAGCCCCUUGCCAACAGUGGCCUUGGCAGUUACAGCACUGGUGGGCGUUUUGACAGCGGUCUUUAUCUUCCAGUCAGCCUCUAAGAAUUGAUCGCACUUGAGAAAUCACCUCAUGAUUUUGUGGUUUUUCCUAAUGUUGUUAUCAAUUACAUUCUUGUUAUUUGUUGUAAUUUUGUCUUAAAGCCGAAGAAAAGAGUAGCAAAACAUGAUAGUAUGCCAAAUGUUGAAAGAUUUUAAUGUGUAAAGGGAUUUUUUUUGUCUUUGGAUCUACUCAUACCCAGCUGCUUUUCCA
Vitis riparia (riverbank grape) is the source of this 714-nucleotide messenger RNA. RefSeq names its product stress enhanced protein 1, chloroplastic. Gene Ontology annotation, biological process: cellular response to high light intensity. The transcript has 4 exons. Lineage: Eukaryota; Viridiplantae; Streptophyta; Magnoliopsida; Vitales; Vitaceae. Bases 55 to 513 code for a protein of 152 amino acids. The record is from RefSeq and is a predicted model, not a curated record.